Molecule: messenger RNA, 1466 nt
Organism: Erinaceus europaeus (western European hedgehog)
Lineage: Eukaryota; Metazoa; Chordata; Mammalia; Eulipotyphla; Erinaceidae
Gene: AVPI1
Product: arginine vasopressin induced 1
Exons: 3
Coding region: 580-1026 (148 amino acids)
Source: RefSeq, a predicted model, not a curated record
ACUCGGAUUUCGGGGCCGGCAGCUGGGGAAGAGGGUGGAGUCGUGACACGCCUCUUGGCCCUCCGCGACCACUGAUUGGCUGGAGGUUCUAGCGUUCGAGUUUGGAAGGCUCACCCUUCGGAGCGCUCACCGAAGCUCGGCCAACGAUUGGCUACUCCGGGGCAGCGGGGCGCGUUCUCCGGGGAGCGGCGGCGGAGACCGAGGUGGCCUCUGCCUCAGGCAUCUGGUAGCUACGUAGGUCCGCUGCCCGGAGAUCGUGCGUGCGAGCGGAUGGGCGGGCCGUCAGAGCCGGGUUGCCGCCGACGCCCGAACGGCAGAUCCACUUGGGACCGGUCGUUCUUGCAGAGCAGCCACGGCUGAGGCCCCGAGGCCGAUUCCUGCUGGGCUUGUCUCGGUGUGACCUCGGCCCGAACAACCCGCCCCGGCUCCUGUCCUGCGCCCGGUCCCGGUGAUCACUUAGGCUGCAGGAAGCGGGAGCCGCUCUAGGCCGUGGCAGGCGCCAGGGUGCGAGCAUCCGGGCUGCGCGCUCCAUCUGGUCUCCAAGUCUGGGAGUGCUGUCAGUCAGCGUGAGCACCUAGAAUGGGCACCCCAGCCUCAGUGGUGAGUGAGCCGCCCCCCUGGCAACCCCCAACUGAAGGCCGGGGCCGAAAGCAGGCCUCAGCCAACAUCUUCCAGGGCACUGAGCUGCUGCAGAUCCAGGGCCUGUUUCAGCGCUGUGGGGACCAGCUGGCCGAGGAACGGGCACAGAUCAUCUGGGAGUGUGCGGGGGACCACCGGGUAGCAGAAGCCUUGAGGAGGCUGCGCAGGAAGAGGCCCCCGAGGCAGAAGCCCCUGGGCCAUUCACUCCACCACUGCAGCCGGCUCAAGUCCCCAGAGCCCCAUACUCCAGUGACUGACCCACAGAGCAGUGCUGUGGAAAUGGCUUCUGAUGAUCAGUACCUGAAUUCCAGGAGAACAAGUGCCAGGAUACGCCAGGACUGGAGGAAGCCUGACCCCACAAGCUACCUCCAUCAGAUCAGACAUUGAUCUGAGAAUGGGGCUGACAAUGGCAGUGUCUUCCCCAGAGAUCAUAAGGACUCCAAAGAAAACCUAGGGAGGCAAAGAUGGAAGAGACUCCCCAUGUGGGUAAAUCAGAGAUUACUGCCACAAACCUGUUCAAUUCAGAACAGGUCUGAAGCUUCCACUGAGUUCUGUUAUGUAGAACUCAAUUUUUACCAGAAUGAGAAGUAGUGGCCAUCCCUGCCUUGGUCCAUCCCAACCUAACACUAUAGCCGGGCUGCACAGCAUUCCACUGGAGACUCGAGUGAUGCACACUCAGGCUGACACAUCUCCACUCCUGACAGAGCCUUCCUGCUACUACUUCCUGCUACUACCCUGGUCCAGCAGCCAGCCCCCACGUCUGUCCCUGUCAGGCCAGCUCAAGGAAACAGGUUUAUGUAGCAAAAUAAAAACAUUUACAUGCAGAA